AUGGACAAACGGGAUGCAAAUGAGACUGGAGAUCUGACCGACUCUUAUCUGCGCUUGACUGGCCCGUCUCGUGCAAUUCUAGUUGGGGAUUAUGUUGACUUUGAAGUUGAACUAAAAGUACGUGAUGGAGAUGAUGAGCGCAAUGAUACACAGUUGAUGUGUGUUAGCAAGCGGUAUAAAGAAGCAGACGGCGGCGGUGAGCAACCUUUACUCUUCGAUAGCCCAUUCUGUACUGCAGAGUUGAGGUUUGAGGUUUUUCCUACGACGGUCCAGCUCACUGUAUUGUCCGUUCGUGUUGUUGGAGGGGAGUUCCCUUUUAGCUCUGGGGGUCAGGUUGCUUGUAUUGUUUCUGGCCGUGAGAGGGUUGUGCUGUUUGAUUCUACUGAAAAAAUUACUAGAGAAGACCAAGUAGUUUUGGAUGGUUAUGUUCCUUUGUCAAGAAACGCCAUUUCAGUAGAGUUUGAAAAAGGAGUGACUGUUGAGGUAACAGCCUAUGUUGAUUCUGGUUCUAUCUCUGAUCUUGUCCACUUCCCUUCCAAGUGGUGCAACAUUAGUCAGGAUAGCUGUUUCAUCUGUGGUUCUGAGGUGAAGAUUACCGUUGCAUGGUCCCGGGUUGUGAGAGACAAGAUGGAGAUGUUGCUGGAGGGAUAUGCUACCCAGGUGUAG
This is a messenger RNA of Triticum turgidum subsp. durum (durum wheat), 666 nucleotides long. NCBI's taxonomy places the organism in Eukaryota, Viridiplantae, Streptophyta, Magnoliopsida, Poales, Poaceae. The record is from the annotation of a GenBank genome assembly.